Molecule: messenger RNA, 1480 nt
Organism: Aspergillus candidus
Lineage: Eukaryota; Fungi; Ascomycota; Eurotiomycetes; Eurotiales; Aspergillaceae
Product: class I SAM-dependent methyltransferase
Exons: 2
Coding region: 362-1471 (369 amino acids)
Molecular function (GO): methyltransferase activity
Source: RefSeq, a predicted model, not a curated record
ACCGGCUUCAAUUCCACACCAUCACCUGCUUCCCCUCAACUUUCAAUCCACCUAUCGCCAUAAAAAGCACAGGCUCUAUCCCAGCAGCCAGAUCGCUAUAUAAUCGUCAAGAACCUUCCAGUCUUUUGGUGAAAGCCGCGAUUCUUCGCCCCUUCGUUUUCACUGCGAGAUCCGAUCACCGCAACAUCGAUCCGUGACUUCUUUCUUCCACCCCCCUGCUGUGUGAUCGAAUCCUUCGCGUUGCAGGCGUGAACGAGCCUCCGGCCAUUCACGCCGGGCCGUCCUGGGACUGUGAUCGCAUUGAUCUACAUGCGCCGGGCUGUCCACCCUUUCCCACCUCAUUCCCCGACUUCGCCAUGUCAUGGAGGAGACAUCUAUCCAGCUACCGAACCGGGGUUUCCUCCCGACAGUGGAAGUGAACAAUCGUAUGAAGACCGACGAGCAGCCGUGGGCGAACGACGUCACCUCCGAGCCGGACUCGGACUCCGAUGAAGACGUCUCGGGGAACUCCACAAAAUCUUUCGAGGCGCAGAGCAUCGAGUUCGUCAUCGAGAACGACCGCCGGUAUUGUAACGAAACCUACUUCAUGCCCAACGACGAGAUUGAACAGACGCGCUUGAACAUUGUACACCAGAUCUAUCUGAUCCUGCUAGACGGCAAAUUGACCACGGUGCCCCUCGUGAAGCAUGCGCCUCGUAUACUGGACAUCGGGACCGGGACCGGCGACUGGGCCAUCGAGAUGAGCAGCAUGCACCCCAGCGCCACCAUCAUCGCCUCGGACAUCGGCCUCUUCGAUAACGGCCUAGGCAAUGUCGAUGUCCCCAAUAUCUUCUUCCAGCUCGACGACGCCCAGGGUGAAUGGACAUACCACGAGCCAUUCGACCUGAUCCACCUCCGUGGGCUAUCCGGCGCAUUCGCCGAUUGGCAAUCAGUCUACCAACAAGCCUUCCGACACCUGGGCCCAGGAGGAUACAUCGAAAUCGCCGACGCCGACCCCGCCGCAGACACCCUGAACUUCCCCCACUCAGGAGACUCCUACCUCCGCAUCUUCGCCUCCGCCAUGCGAUCCGCAGCCGAGGCAUCCGGCUACCGCCGCGACCUAAGCCACCUACGGCCCAGCGCUCUUACCGCAGCCGGAUUCGUCGACGUCCGCGUUCAAGAGCGAACGAUCCCCAUCGGCCUGUGGCCCGAUGAUCCCCGCGAUAAAACACUAGGCAAGAUGGCCCUCAUCGCAGUGAUGGAGGGGCUCGAGGCCUACAGCCUGCGCCAAUUGACCGCCACGAAAAAGUGGACGGCCGACGCGGUCCGCGACCUCUGCGCUAAGGUCAGAGACGAGCUCAUGACGGCCCACCGCGUAACGACCCGUGUCCAUAUCGUUACUGCGAGGAAGCCGUUUGCGCGCAAACAGGCCAAGGAGCGGAGGAGGAAUGAGGUGAUGCAGCGGUUGAUGCAGUCUGCUGGGCAGGAUUAGCUUGACAGC